CGGAGAGCUCCUCUCCGCGCAGCCUGCCGCCACAGCACCGAGCAGAGAGAGGAUCUAUUGAGGGCAUAUUCAAUGAUAAGGCUUCAUAUCUGUCCUCGGUAUGUGCCCUUUCCCGCAGUAGUGUCUGUAAAGAGGAGAAGGCGGAAGGGAUGCUGAAGUAGCGCGAGCUGGUGUGGGUCCUCUUAUUAGGGAUGCAGUGGAGUGAAAACGCCGUGGGAGGAAGGCUCAGAGUGAACCAGUCGGGUUUGAAACACGAAUGGCUUCUCCAAAGCUUCUUCCCGGAGAUGAGGGAGUCAAUCAGCCCGAUCAACAUGACGCCCUCGACCGGGUUCCAGUCUCGCUCCAUGCACGCAAAUCGGGCGGAUCAACAGGAGGAGCACCCCCGGGGGAGGGCUACUGUAACCCUGCCCGCAGCUGCCAUGACCGGUGUCGUUCAGCACCAAGGACGGCGCCGCGCAAAGGGGGCGCGGAGGUUAAACUCGGUCAACUUGGUGAGGAAAAAGUCCGGGUUUGUUGCGACGAGGAAUUAGAGACAUCUUUUACCUAUGUAGAUGAGAAUGUUAACUUGAGACUGGCCAGCCCAGAGACUAGUUGUAAAAGUACUCUCAGGCCUAUGCGCAAUGGCGAGCCUUGUUCGGAAACUUUACCGGAGUUUUCCUUUAUGUCCGAAGAUGAUCUCUCCUUUGGGGAGGGCUCCGGGUCUUCAAUAGACUACGGCUUUAUCAGUGCAGUUACGUUUUUAGUCACCGGGAUCUCCUUGGUGAUCAUCUCCUACGCCGUACCACGUGAUGUGGAGGUGGAUCGUGACAGCGUGUCAGCGAGGGAGAUGGAGAGGCUGGAGAUGGAAAGCGCGCGGAUAGGUGCCCACCUGGAUCGGUGCGUCAUAGCGGGACUGUGCCUUCUCACGCUGGGCGGCGUGGUACUCUCCACACUGCUGAUGAUCUCCAUGUGGAAAGGCGAGAUGUACAGAAGAAAGGUGAUCGCUUACACCAAGCGGUCAGCCAAACAGUAUGGCUCUAUCAGCCUGAAAACUAGAUCCAGUCCCAGCCAUUCCUCUGCGCAUAACUUGUCCCUGGAAGAGGACAUUGAGGAAACACUGGCUUAAAAUGUUGCUUUGAAUAUGAACCUUUUUUUGUAUUACAGAGGAAAUAAUGCCAUUCACACACAUUCUCUAACAUAUUGUAGCUUAAAACAGUGUUCUAUCAUUCAAAAUGUGCAACAUUGUUGCUCUCAAACUAGGAAUAGCCUGGAUGCCAUCUCAUAUAGCCACAGAGUGCAAAAAGGACACGAAAAGCAUUUCAUUGCAAAGUUAGCACAAGCUAUAUCAGAUUGUCCCCCAAUGAUUUUAAACCAUAAAAUUGGCCACAAAUGUUCAAAGCUUUGUGUCACAACACUGGAACGCAUUUUUUUUGUACCCAGGAUGCAAUCUGCUUCCAGAGCUUCCAUUUAUUAUUAAGGCUAUCCAUAUUUAAUGCAAGUGUCUCCAACAGCGAAAUUGUGUACAGACACAGUUCAGGAAGUGAGGGUUGUGUGUGUGUGUGUCCAGGCAAGAGAGUGGAAGUAAGGAUGGAUGUAAAGCUGCCCCUGUCCACUGUGAUGCGGGGGGAAUCAGCUCAGUGGUCCACAUGGUAAUAUCCAGUGACAGUCCCUCUCUGGUGCAGUGCUGAGGUAAGCCAGUAAGCCCAGCCUCGUGCAUCUGAGCCAAAGCUCCACGUCGGUUUGAUUGGAGUGAGCAAUUUGACUGCAGUCGACAGCUCUGAUACCGUGCACCCUCCUCUGCUCUCACUUGAUCCCCUCUGCUCCCCCCCCCCUCCUUACCUUCCCUCUGCCACAGGAGACUUUCUUUUCCCCUGCAGUUUGUCAUUGCCCUCCUCAACACUGUUAAAUUCACUCUGUAAGCAUAUGAAAAGGGUCCUGGAAGACCACAGCCAAGUGCCUGUGACAUUUCAAGGUAGAUGAGCCUUCCUUAUGACACUCCUUUCAGUUUUUUUUUUUUUUCUCUACCUGAGGAUGGACUUAAGAACAUCUAAUCGCACAUGAAAGAGUUGCCCUACUUCAAAACCUUAAGCCUUCAAUACUUCAAAGAGCUAAUUACAUUCUCAGAGUGUGGUAUCAGUCUUUUUAGAAUGUUAUAUUUGAUGUUAUCAUAGUGAUUGGCUGACUAAAGCAUCGCAGAUGACACCAAAAGCUUAGGAGAAAGGGUUUAUCAUGUGCCAACUUGCUAAAAAUGCUAAUGCCCCAGUGUCCGGGUAAGUCAGAGACCAACUUCCUUUUCUUGGUUUAAGAAGAUUUUCGUUUCUGUCGGAGCUAAAUCCUUGUUAAUUUAACCAUUUUUUUUUUCUCUCCCUGAUGGUUGUUAAUGCUUUGCAGAAAUGAAUAAAGAAUGCCAUGUGA
This is a messenger RNA of Labrus bergylta (ballan wrasse), 2394 nucleotides long. RefSeq names its product transmembrane protein 74. Lineage: Eukaryota; Metazoa; Chordata; Actinopteri; Labriformes; Labridae. The record is from RefSeq and is a predicted model, not a curated record.